AUGUCCAACGAUGGUGGCGUCCCGAUAACGAUUGAGUUCAGCGGAGGCCUUGAGAUUCUCUUCGGCAACCAAAAGAAGUACGCCCUCUCUGUACCCGAGAAAGACGAAUCGGGCGCACCAGCAAAUGUCGCUUUUCUUGUACGAUAUUUGUGCGAUAAUGUCAUGAAGGACACGCGCAAAGAGCUGUUCGUAUUAGAUGAUACUGUCCGGCCAGGCAUUCUUGUACUCAUAAAUGAGGCGGACUGGGAACUGGAGGGCGAGGAUAAGUACGAGCUACAGAAAGUACUUCUCAAGGGAAAGCAUAGCUUGCAAUGCAAGAACUCGCUGUAUGAUCACAUACCCUCUACUGUUCAAGCUUGCGAUUGCUUACAUAAGAUUAUGAUCUGCAACUUCCUCGGUAACCUUGGCCAGGCGUACUGUGGUAACAGGCAAAAGUAG
Molecule: messenger RNA, 438 nt
Organism: Parastagonospora nodorum SN15
Lineage: Eukaryota; Fungi; Ascomycota; Dothideomycetes; Pleosporales; Phaeosphaeriaceae
Exons: 5
Coding region: 1-438 (145 amino acids)
Biological process (GO): protein urmylation; tRNA thio-modification
Cellular component (GO): cytoplasm; nucleus
Molecular function (GO): protein tag activity
Source: RefSeq, a predicted model, not a curated record